UGUGACCCCGGCCAGGCCACCAAGCUCCUCUACGAGCUGCUCUACAACCUCCCGUUCAAGAUCAUCCUCAUGCCCGGCUGCUCCAGCGUCUCCACCCUGGUGGCCGAGGCCGCCCGGAUCUGGAACGUCACCGUGCUUUCCUACGGCUCCAGCUCGCCGGCGCUCUCCAACCGCCAGCGCUUCCCGACGUUUUUCCGCACGCACCCGUCGGCCACGCUGCACAACCCCACGCGCGUCCAGCUCUUCAAGAAGUGGGGCUGGACCAAGAUCGCCACCAUCCAGCAGACCGAGGAGGUCUUCACCUCGUGUGACCCCGGCCAGGCCACCAAGCUCCUCUACGAGCUGCUCUACAACCUCCCGUUCAAGAUCAUCCUCAUGCCCGGCUGCUCCAGCGUCUCCACCCUGGUGGCCGAGGCCGCCCGGAUCUGGAACGUCACCGUGCUUUCCUACGGCUCCAGCUCGCCGGCGCUCUCCAACCGCCAGCGCUUCCCGACGUUUUUCCGCACGCACCCGUCGGCCACGCUGCACAACCCCACGCGCGUCCAGCUCUUCAAGAAGUGGGGCUGGACCAAGAUCGCCACCAUCCAGCAGACCGAGGAGACGUCCCAAGAAUUCAUCGACAAGCUGGAGAAGAGGCUGGGCAACAACCCCAAGGAGACCGGUGGCUACCAGGAGGCGCCGUUGGCCUACGACGCCAUCUGGGCCUUGGCCUUGGCGCUCAACAAGACGGCCCAAGAGUUGGCCAAGCAAGGGGUGGGGCUGGAUGAGUUCAACUACAACAACAAGACCAUAACGGACGAGAUCUACCGGGCCCUCAACUCCUCGGCCUUCGAGGGCGUCUCGGGCCACGUCGUGUUCGACGCCAGCGGCUCCCGCAUGGCCUGGACCCUCAUCGAGCAGCUCCAAGGUGAGGGGACAGCGGGGGACGGGGGGACAACGCUGGGUGGCACUGAGGGACCUCCGGGUGACACUGAAGGACCUUCAGGUGACAUUGAGGGACCUUCAGGUGCCACCAACCCCCUCUGCCUCCACCACUUGUACAUCCAGAAUUCCCAGCCCUACCUGAACAACAUGACGGCCGUCGGUUGUACCCUGGCGCUCGCCGCCGUCUUCCCGCUGGGGCUCGACGGGUACCACAUCGGGCCUGGGCUGUUCCCCUUCGUCUGCCAGGCGCGGCUGUGGCUGUUGGGGCUGGGCUUCAGCCUGGCCUACGGCAGCAUGUUCACCAAGAUCUGGUGGGUGCACACCGUCUUCACCAAGAAGGACGACAAAAAGGACAAGCGGAAGAGCCUGGAGCCCUGGAAGCUCUACGCCACCGUGGGGGGCCUGGUGGCCUUCGACGUCGUCACGCUGAGCGUGUGGCAGAUCGUGGACCCCCUGCACCGCACCAUCGAGGAAUUCACCAAGGAGGAGCCCAAGUCGGACAUGGACGUGUCCAUCCUGCCCCAGCUCGAGCACUGCAGCUCCACCAAGAUGAACACCUGGCUCGGGAUUUUUUACGGAUUUAAGGGGCUGCUGCUGCUCUUGGGGAUUUUUUUGGCUUACGAGACCAAAAGCGUCUCCACGGAAAAAAUCAACGACCACCGGGCCGUGGGCAUGGCCAUCUACAACGUGGCG
Messenger RNA from Pyrgilauda ruficollis (rufous-necked snowfinch), 1617 nucleotides. RefSeq names its product gamma-aminobutyric acid type B receptor subunit 1-like. Lineage: Eukaryota; Metazoa; Chordata; Aves; Passeriformes; Passeridae. The annotation marks the transcript as partial. Gene Ontology annotation, molecular function: G protein-coupled GABA receptor activity. Gene Ontology annotation, cellular component: G protein-coupled receptor heterodimeric complex; membrane. Gene Ontology annotation, biological process: G protein-coupled receptor signaling pathway; gamma-aminobutyric acid signaling pathway. The record is from RefSeq and is a predicted model, not a curated record. The transcript has 11 exons.